This is a messenger RNA of Anopheles coluzzii, 1044 nucleotides long. RefSeq lists its product as uncharacterized. The coding region runs from base 1 to 1044 and encodes 347 amino acids. NCBI's taxonomy places the organism in Eukaryota, Metazoa, Arthropoda, Insecta, Diptera, Culicidae. The transcript has a single exon. The record is from RefSeq and is a predicted model, not a curated record.
AUGAUGCAGCAGCAGCUCGCAUUACUGCUCACCGUCGGUGCACUGGUCGUCAGCGGUUACCCCACCGAUCUUGGCCAUCAUGGUGCUGGCAGUAGUAGCGGUAGUGCCGCCAGCAGCAACUCACAGUCGGCUUCCGGUUUUGGCGGCUUCCCAGCACUGCCCGGCUUCCCUGGGGCGUUCGGUCCGGGGCAAGCGUCUCAACCGCUUGUAGCUGGUCCGGUCGGCCACGGUGCCGGUGGCUGGAGCCCGGACGUGUUCGGUAAAGGAUUCCCCUCAUUCCCCACUCACGGUGGCGGUGCGUCGUCCAGCAGCAGCUCGUCCUUCUCGAGCUCGUUCUCUUCGAGCCACGACGGUAAGGUGACCGGUUCCCAGUCUCAGGCACAGUCCGGAAGCCACGGUUCGGGCCACGGUUCGAGUUCGGGUGCCUCGGCCGGCUCGCAGUCGUUCAGCAAGGGCGGUGGUCACGGGCACGGCCAUGGCAGUGAAAGUGGCAGCGCGGCCGGUGCGCAAUCGAUCUCGCACGAUCAUAACGGACACCAGGGUUCGUCGGCCGGCGCACAGUCGCAGUCCCACAGCCAGAGCGUGCACGGGCAUGAUCACGGAAAGGAUCUGCACAGUGGCGCCGGCGCACAGUCGCACUCGGCUGGCCAUCACGGCGAACCGCAGGGACAUCUGCAAACGGGAAGCUCGGCCGGAGCACAGUCACAGUCGGCUGCGGCUGAGCAGCAGCACGGCCACCUCCAGACGGGAAGUUCGGCCGGCGCACAGUCCGUCUCGCAGGAUGUACAGCAUGGACAUGGCGGUCACGGCCAUGGGCAGAGUGGUUCGUCCAGCUCGGCCGGCGCCCAGUCACAGUCUAGCCAUGUGAAGGAGCACGGACACCAUCACGGACCGGGCGGUCAUGGUUCGGGACAUCAUGGGCAGCAGUAUCACCAUGGAGGAAGCCAAGGAGGUGAGGGAUACGGAGUGCGCAUAAGUGCGGACGAGUCGAAGGACGGUACGGUGAAGAAAACGGAAAGUGAAGCGUGGGUAUGGAAGGACUAA